ACAGGGUUAGUAUAAGAGUGGUAAUCGACAUCGCUUUAUUUUUCUACAUGUCCGGUCAAAAGGAAGAAAUUUAGUUGUCGCUGAAAAUUUCGUGAUUCGAAAUUUCAAUCGCAAAUAAAUUCGCAAACAUGAUUCGCAUCACUUUUAUGCUGAUCGUCGCAAUCUUUGUGAUCAUCGACGCAAAAUUGCACAGGAUUUCAUUACAUAAGGUGGAUUCUAUUCGACACACUUUGAAUAAGCGUGACACUGCCAAUCCAAUGAUCAAAGCUAGCACUACGGUGCCAUUAUGGAAAUAUGCAGACUUUAGGUAUUAUGGUAAUAUUACUAUCGGAACUCCGCCGCAAGAAUUUAAAAUAGUGUUUGAUACUAGUUCCGGAAAUUUUUGGAUACCAUCCAGAAAGUGCAACGUUUAUAACAUUCUUUGCGGCACGCAUCCGUAUUAUGAUAGUAACAAAUCCAGUACAUAUAUAAAAAAUGGUACUGAGAUUAACAUUAACACUGGCAAAAGAAUUAUUAGAGGAUUUGUAUCUACUGAUGUAGUGAAUAUUGCCGGUCUCAAUGUUAAGAAUCAAUCAUUUAUAGAAGCAACACACGUGCCAGACCUUGCGGUCCUUCAAACGCAUUAUGAUGGUAUUUUGGGCAUGAGUUAUGCCUCUAGAGCUAAUGGCGGAGUAAGGUCUGUGUUCGACAAUAUGAUACAUCAAAACCUAAUGUCAAAACCCAUUUUCAGCAUUUACUUGAAUAGAAAUCUUUCAGACCAUUUCGGUGGUGAUUUAAUAUUGGGUGGUACCGAUCCCGAUCUUUACGAAGGCGAGUUGACGUAUGUUCCUGUUACUGAGAAAAGAUACUGGCAAUUUGCUAUAAAAGAGAUCACAGUACGUAAUUAUACCUUCUGCGCGGGUGGCUGUCAAGCUAUGGUUACUACAGGCAGCCCAUUUGUACUUGGACCUCGUGCGAACAUUUCUAUUAUUAAUGACCUUAUUGGAACUUAUGUCUUUGGUAGAGCAAAUUCAUUACUCUGUGACAAGAGAAACUCUACUAGUAUGCCAGUAAUCAGUUUUUCUAUAGGUAAUAAAGUGUUCAAUCUUACCAGUGAUGAUUACGUCCAACAGAUAUCAGCAUUUAAUAAGACGAUAUGUUACUCCGGUUUUCAAGAGCAUAACUCUAAGAAAAAUGUCUGGGUUCUAGGAAAUGUAUUUCUUGGCCGUUAUUAUAGCGUGUACGAUUUUGAAAAAGACCGAGUGGGAUUUGCCCCAGCAAUAUAAAUGUCGAUUGCUAUUUCUUAAAAUUAUAUAACAAGACAUCGCAUUAAAUGAUAACUUCGCGAAUAA
This is a messenger RNA of Nylanderia fulva, 1331 nucleotides long. RefSeq names its product lysosomal aspartic protease-like. NCBI's taxonomy places the organism in Eukaryota, Metazoa, Arthropoda, Insecta, Hymenoptera, Formicidae. The record is from RefSeq and is a predicted model, not a curated record. Gene Ontology annotation, biological process: proteolysis. Gene Ontology annotation, molecular function: aspartic-type endopeptidase activity.